AUGCAGACAAUUGUAUUGUCUCUUUCCCUUCUGGUUACUAUUUAUAUAAUUGUACAGCCAAGUGCAUGUACAUUGCCAGUGAAUCUUCAAAACGUCGAUCUUGUCGAUAUAACUUCAUCAUGGGAAAGAUUUCCCACGAUAAUUCGCAAAAUUAAAGACGUUGUCGAUCGAUUCCGUUGUCCAAAAGGAUGGCAACGUCUAGGCGGUUCAUGCUACUUCAUUUCAAACAUAGCAUCAACAUCAAAUGAAGCUAAUUCUACCUGUAAUUUCUUGUAUUUCAAUCAUUCAAGGUUGAUGCAAAUUCGUCGUCCAAUCGAAUUAUUCUAUGCAGCAGAUAUUCUCAUUAAAAAUAAUUUCUCUGCAUUGAUGCUCAAUAUCCAUCCACAAUUACUUAACAGAAAACAUAUUGACAAAUUGUUGAUGAAUGACCAAGGUGAAUGGCAGCAAAUGAAAGAAAAUUUUCGAGAAGUACAAAUGAAAGAUUAUAAAUCGAAAACGCAAAUUCUUGAUGAAUUGCAUGCUGCUGGUUUAAGUAUAUCGGGACGUUCGAAAAAAAUUAAACAUAUUUUUCACCAAAAGAGCGGAAAAGCUCAAAUUGACCAUAGUGCUUCAUAUGAAUCUGAUGCUGAUGAACCAAUCGAUGAUGUACAAAAUAGGACAAAGAUUCCUAUGCAAAACCCAAUGAAGAUUAACCAACAAAAAUAUGAUGAAGAUGAUCUCGAUUCCAUUGAUGCAGCCAACAAUUUUGCACACAUCGACGAUGUUCAUAGUGUUUGUGAUCAAGUCAUUUGGAAUGAUAUAAAAAAUGAUUCUCAAGUCUAUAUUCUAAGAAUUGUUUUGCAUGCUGAGAAAGUCAUCUGUUCAUUUAAUGCCAGUGAACCAGACAUCGAAUAUAAUCAUGUCUGUGAAUAUGUUUCGAGUCAAGGUCAACAAAUUAUAAUCAGUUUGAUUAUUAUUACUAUUUUAUAUGGUUUAUCGUCCCGACGAUGUCGAUGGUGUUCCUUGUUUUGUGUCAAUCAAUGUACUAGAACAGAAGAUGAGAAAAAUAUCACAACAGAUCAUGCUAAUCUAGAGUCGCGCCAUUUUACAAAAGCACAAGAAACCGCGGAAUAUAUUUUACCAAAAACACCGUAUCGUUUUUUAAAUCCAAAAAAAUUUGAUCUAGUUCGCCUAUGUUUGAUUGGCGGUUUGAAUGUAUUUAUUCUCUCUCUACUGUUGAUCCUAACGACAAUACUUCAUUUCAUGACAUUUCAAAAUAAGAUUUUUCAUGAAAAAGAUACUAUUCAUAUAGUAACUCAAUGUGAUAGAAUUUCGAAUUAUGGAGUAGAGAAUUUAAUAUUUGCUCCAGUCGCUCUUGCAUUAAUCGUGAUAUUUUAUUGGUCAAUUAAACGAGAAAGGCGAUGUCCUACAGCGUGCAAUGGCCGACCUGGUAUAAUACCACCGAUUCAACCAUUUCACACGGUUAAUCGAUUCACAACAGCAGCUGUAUUCAGCCUUCUUACGUUUGAAAUAUUGAAAAUUUUCGAAGAGCUCUUCAGCUCUAGCGCACUAUUACAUGAUGGUAUAAUCAGCGCCCUCUCCUUAUACAGUGGCAUUUUCUUUGUUCUCGGACUACGCUACUAUCCUAUUUUAGUCUCCCUACAUUUAAGCAAUAUUGCCAGUCGUUUCUUUGCUUUUUUAUACAUUGUUGUUCAAAUUGCAUAUACAAUUAUACGUGAUGGAUCAUGCAUGCGUUUUCUCUCUCGAUCACAAAAUUAUUCGGUUUCAGAUGAAUCGAAAUUACGUUUGGAACUCGGCAAUUGGUUUAUCAUUUUUGGCUUACUUAAAAAUAUACCAUAUUUUGUUCUACUGUCAUAUAUUGGUGCCGAAUUAACUGUACGUUUUGCUUAUGAUUCAAUUUAUGUUCCUUACAAGAAAAAAAGAAGUAUUCUGCUUUCAUCAGAAACACGAUGUGAAGAAUGUAAAUUUUCACGAUAUUAUGUUAAAGAAUUAUUUCGAAGAAAUAAUCGAUGCUAUCCACCGAUAACAACGGCUAACAGAGAGAUUAUGCAUCCUACUUAUCGUAGCGAUCAUAAAAAUGCAGUUAGAUUACAACGCCAAGGCGAACAAUCGCGUGUGAAAAAGUUUCUGGAUAUAAUUUAUUGUUGGGAUAAUAGCUUUCGUUUUACGACUAUGGCUAUUUGUACCUAUUCAGCUACUUGGGUUACUCUAUAUUACCUAGCAUGCACAUGCAUUUUUUGGCAUAUUUCACUAACAACAGAACAUGUUUCAUAUCUGAAAGUUUUCAUUGAAUCAAUUUUCAAGAUCGAUGGAAAAAGUUCGCUAUUCGAUCGUGAAAUAAUUUUUAGCGCAAUUGUGGCCUUCAUUAUCUCAGCAUUACAGUUAUGUAUCAGUACAAACAAUUACAAGAGACACAAACAACAAUUGUAUAAAGGCAUCUAUGCAGAAGUUCCAAUGUUAAAAAAUGUCAAAGCAAAUUCAAUUAUACUGAAAUCUGUUCAUUAUUUUGGCUUUUUUGUUGCUUAUAUGGCUUUCGGUUUGGUUGUUAUUUUUCAUUUAAUGUUUUUCAUUUUCUGCUCUAUUCGAAUUAUUGUGGAGAACACUUAUGUUUUCACUUCGACAUUUCGUACAGUCGUGCCUGUUCUAGUUGUUUAUUUAUUGAUAUUACUCUGCAUGACAUCGGUAGGCAAGGUGUCCUUGAUACAAAAUUCAAAUGAAAACGUGAAUCUGAAAAAUCGGAAAAUGUACGCAAUUCUUUUAUAUGUUUAUUUUUUUGUCGACUGUUUCCUUGGCGUAGUUUCCUGUGUUAUUCGUUUAAUAAAUGCUACAUUGCUCAAUUUACUCUUUAUCGGUCGACUAGAUUACAGUUUGCUAGGACGUCCAUCGGAAAAGUUCGAUAGUGGCUUUGCUACCUACGUAUCAUAUUUACAUGUAGAAGUGACUCACACACAUCCUGUGAUGCUUGCCUUCUGUAAUUUACUCUAUGAUGAUAUCAUUAAACGUCGACCGACACAUUUAUAUAAUGGUGAGUGCUGCGUCGAUUCAAGUGAACUUGAUAGUGAUGAUAAUAAGUCAGAACGAGUGCGGCCAUCUAAGCGUGAGACAUACACUCCGAAUCGAAUUUCUCGACGUGAAUCCAAUAGACAUGCAAGCCGAAAGAAUAUAUCUGACGAUAGUUCAAUAAAGAUAAAAUCAAGACCAAAGGGGAAGAACCAAUCAGAAAGAGAUUUCAUUAAAAAAAUGACGACCUCAUCAUUAACAGUGGAUAUAAAUGACAGUGAAGAUAGCGAAGUGAUAAAAGAAAAACAGCCAAAACAACAAUCACGAAAGAUGAAAAGUAAGAAUUCAGCGAUACAACCCAUGAUGUCCGAAGUCUACUCGACAGUCAACUACUUGAUCGAUAGAGACAAGACAAACGACCAUAUGCAGUUAUUACGAAGAAAGCAAGCUCGAUUUCGUUGGCAUCUCGCCUAUACUCUUCUUAAUAAUUAUCAAAUUUUCGAUCAGAGAAAAGGUCGCCCUCGUCGGCUAAUACAAGCGUAUGCACAAAGAAGCAAUUGCCUGAGAGAAGCAGAUGAAUAUCCUGUUGAACCAAUACCAUAUAUGGGACAACGUAUCUUUAGGAAAAAUUCUUCUGCAAAAUCUAUAUCUUCUGAUCAACAUUCCGCUUUCGUGCCUAGUCGUCGUCAUUCAAUUUCUGUUAUCGAGCAUUCUCCACGGAGUUCAGCCAGAUCUUAUAUCGAUAUUCAGUCAAGUAAUUAUUACAAUGCAGUUGCAAAAAAGCACAUAGGAAAUCAACAGUCGUUGGCUUGUCAAGCAUUAUCACCCAACUGCUCGGUAGCACAAGCACCACUGAAUCUUGAUGAUGAUGUUCAGAAAAUUCAAAGUUGCUCUAAAAAACUCGCAAGAAAAUUACACAAAAAAGGAUUACACUACCAUGCUAAUCAAUCACCACCUUCGGAGCCCACAGUGUUUACAUUCCCAGCAGAUACUAUUAUUACUGCGCAAAAGCUCACAAUGACUUCAAAACAACAACAAGAGACACAGUGCAAGGCUGCUGUUAGCGACCAACGAACGAGCAAGGUUUCGUUUCAACUUCCGUACCCUUCACAACAAAUAUCAAGUGUUCCAUCAAUCAUUGAUACCAAGCAUCAAAAAGUAAGUUUUCAGUCCAAGACCAAACGAAACCCGUUGAAUGCGAGUCCGAGUACCCAGCUGCUCUAUCACGAAUGA
Messenger RNA from Rotaria socialis, 4233 nucleotides. The record is from the annotation of a GenBank genome assembly. NCBI's taxonomy places the organism in Eukaryota, Metazoa, Rotifera, Eurotatoria, Philodinida, Philodinidae.